Molecule: messenger RNA, 879 nt
Organism: Naegleria fowleri
Lineage: Eukaryota; Heterolobosea; Eutetramitea; Acrasida; Naegleriidae
Exons: 2
Coding region: 1-879 (292 amino acids)
Cellular component (GO): nucleus; cytoplasm
Molecular function (GO): protein-folding chaperone binding; protein folding chaperone
Source: RefSeq, a predicted model, not a curated record
AUGAUGGCAUUGAUCAUAUUCUAUUUAUUCCAAUGUAUGAAUCAUGUUCCGAUCGAGGCUGCACCGUCUCGGGAUGAUCCGAAAGGUUAUUAUGAAAUUUUGGGAUUAAAUCCAUCAUGUUCUCAGAGUGAUAUAAAAGCUGCUUAUCGGAAACUCACUCUCAAAUAUCAUCCCGAUCGCAACCGAAACAAACCCGAAGCCGAGCAAAAAGCCAUCAAAGAGAAAUACGUUCGGAUUUGUCAAGCCUAUGAAACACUUUCCGAUGAAAACAAGAGACAAGCUUAUUCAAGAGGAUUUUAUGAUACUUCUUCUCAUGGUAGUGAUGAUUCCGAAAGUUAUGGAAGUCAUUCCUUUCAUUUUCAUCAACAAUUUCAGGAUCUUUCCGAUCUGUUUAAACAUUUUCAUUUCGGAGGAUCCUCAGGAGCUUUUGAACAGAGAGGAAGCAACAAUAAUAAUGGAGGACAUGCUGAAGGAGAACGAUUUCGUUUCAAUCCCUUUGGAUCUUCCUUUUUUGACGAUGAGGAUGAUGAUGAUUUUGGAUUUCCUUUUCAUUUUGGCUUUCCUCAUCACCAUCAACAACAACAAGGCUCAUCAAAGAAAAAACAACAACAACAUCACUCCAAUUCUCAAUCUUCAAGCAAUGGUGAUGAGAAUAAGGGAGGUCUUUUUUCAGGCAUGUUCGACAAGUUGAAAUCAGCCUUUGGUUUGAAACAGGAAGAAGCUCAACAUCAUCAUGAAGAAAGUGAUGACAGCUAUCGAGAAGGAUAUCAACGAGUGAAGAAAGUAGUGACAAAAAUUGCAAGUGAUGGAACAAGAACGACCUAUGUCACUUAUGAAUAUAUACCCACAGGUCAGAAUCGAAGAGGAUUUAGUUUUUAA